This is a messenger RNA of Saccostrea cuccullata (small rock oyster), 2394 nucleotides long. RefSeq lists its product as uncharacterized. The record is from RefSeq and is a predicted model, not a curated record. NCBI's taxonomy places the organism in Eukaryota, Metazoa, Mollusca, Bivalvia, Ostreida, Ostreidae. The coding region runs from base 500 to 1855 and encodes 451 amino acids. The transcript has 3 exons.
AGGAUGCAGAAAGUAUAUUAUUUCCUCUUAGUCAACAUAAGUGCUAAGAUUAUUCCUUUUUUAUAUCUCUUAAUUAUUUUCCUUAAAUCACUAAUGAUAGAACGACACGAUUUUCAGGCAACAAAAAUCCACCGCGCCUCUUUAUCUUCACUUGCACACUUUGCUCCAACAAGAGCGCUUUGUCUUUAGCCGUUUUUUAUAGUCUCGAUAUAUUGAAUACUUAUUGCAUACAAGCUGAUUUGUCAACGCCAUCAUGCACUCAUGGCAUAUUAAUCAUAUUUACCUAUCAAUAUUUAAGACAAAAAUCAUAAAUAAAGCGCCACUGUCGGAGACAUUAGGCCUAUAUGUGGCUUGUCAAAUGAGGUGGACCUUAAAAGUGACAGAAAUUGCAGGUAACACGUGCGCAUUUCAUCACAAAACCCCCUAGAUGCCCCACUAUAAACUGCAUGUCAAAGGAGGCCGGUUCUUUUCAGAUUCGCUAUAGGUUCCCAGUAAGAAAAUGGACUUAUUUUGGCUUGCAACCUUUGCUCUGUGCAUUCAUUGUGGAUUUACACAGAAUAUUGGAGCAAACCAGAUAAGGUUCGGAAGACCUCGGCCGUUUCCGAUGGGUCCUGGCCCUGUCCGAUUUUCAAGGACACCAUUUGUUAGACCAAUUCCACCCAACAGACAAAUGAACUUUAUUCCUCAACCGUUACCCUCCCGUCGACAAAUUCUCUUCCCAAAUGCUGCAAACUCAUUUGCACCAGCGAUGCCAACAACUUCAACCCUUUUGUCUGGGUCAGUGUCAAAUCUAAACUUCGGCAGCGUUAACUCACAAGGUCAAGGUCUUGUGACCGAGCCAAGCGUUUCAGUGGAUGUAGGAAAUUUGGAUUUUGGAGCCGUUGCGGAAUCUGUGAUGACGGAUAUGUUUAGAGAAACGAUGGCUGGGGACAAUCCCUUGAGGAACAACAACGGGCUGAAUACAAACGGUCAGGCAUUCAGUCAAGGACAAACAAAUUCAGUGUUGCCUCCAGUUAACAGCGGCUCCUCCUUGGGAAGCAAUGUUUUACAAAAUAAUCCAGUCUCAAAUAAUUGGAACGCAAAUCCAGAUUCGCGGCCGCCAAUUGGUUCAGAACUUAGACCAAUACAUUUACUGAAUGGAGAGGAUCCUUUAAGCAACAGAGUGAAUACAAACGUUGGACCUGAAAUAAGACAAGCACCAUUACUUAAUGGUGCUGGUGAAUCUGCAGGAAAUAGACUUAAUAUUAAUUUCAGAGCAGAAAACAGACCGAAUUCAAACAGUAUUAAUGGACUAAAUGUUCCUCAGACACAACAAAAUGCUUCGGCCGCGGUGACCUUAGCACCGGCCUUUCCCGGUUUUGCUCCCUUACAGUUUCCGGAUUUAGGGGAGGAUUCUUGGUUUUCUUACCUUAAGGGUCUUUUAGACCGCACAAGUCCUAACCUUCAGAUAUUUUCAAAUUCAACGGGAGGUGGAAUGUAUCCUAUUCCUCAACGGCUAGCGGACCUUCCGAGAGGCACUAUGCCAAUCUAUAUUAAAAAUUUCCGGAGCAACCCUGCCUAUGUUCCGUUUCAACUUUCUGGACAACCAUUUAACUUACUCAUUCCCUUUAACAGAGAUAACCGUGAAAUGAUGUACCCAUAUUUGCCUCUUUAUAUUCCAUAUCCAAACGUAGGAAUUGAUGUACCGGAAGUUGGCAUGCGUUUCGUAGCGUAUCUUCCUUUUCAGCCUGACAGAUUCAGGACGUCAAGAGAGGGCGCUGGUGUCAUAUUUCCACAACUUUCUACCCCUGGGUCGUUUCCGGUGUAUGUUGAUCGACGACCUGUGCUUGGAAACUUAAUGCAACGGAUGGGAUGAAGUUCACUGCAUGGAACCUCCCACGACCUAAUUAGGAUGAUAUCAGAGUCUACAAAACAUUUGUACAUACUGUCUUCCAAACAAUGACUUGCAAUGAUUAGUACUUGAAAGACAAGAAGAUUCGUACCAGAAACAUUUGUGGGACCGUGUUUGAUUUUUUUUAUCGGUUCGCCAUAACUGUCCAUCCAUUUGGUUACCCCUUGACAGCAGUCCUGCAGUAAAUCAGCUCUGGAAUGUUGCGACACUGACAUUUGUAUGCUCCGUGUCUGCGAUAAAACAAAACUCGGCCCGGACUUUGAAGUUAAUUUUCUAUUGACAGCUCUGGUAUUUAUUUUUUUUUUUUAAAACUUGUAUUUUUUGUAUAUUUAUAUUGUUGUUUUUGUUUUCUAUCUGUCUUAAGAUUAAUUUUAAAAAAAUAUAAGGAAACAGGAAAAUAGAAAAAAGAAUAUUAGAAAAUACAGAAGACAAAAAUGAGUGGCACUUCAGCUUUGAACGACGUUCAGCGUCAGCUAUAUUUAUUCAUUAAAAGAGAGAACAUG